Annulohypoxylon truncatum is the source of this 2196-nucleotide messenger RNA. Its product is annotated as DUF1479-domain-containing protein. Lineage: Eukaryota; Fungi; Ascomycota; Sordariomycetes; Xylariales; Hypoxylaceae. Bases 1 to 2196 code for a protein of 731 amino acids. The record is from RefSeq and is a predicted model, not a curated record. The transcript is spliced from 4 exons.
AUGUUAGACGAAAGCUUGCUGCCCAGCAACAUUUCCCUCAAAUUGUUUCAACAAUUAUUGGGCCGCUAUGACUCUCUCAUAGAGUUCAUCUCAUUAACCAAAGGGCCCAAGUCAGGACAGAAGACUCUGCUUGAGUUGGACCGUUUCCGAUACCAUGACGCAAUUACUUUAUUCCACUCAGAGAAAACGAGGCAGCCGAUGACGCUUGAUAAUGUGAAAACCUUGGUCGAUUGGAAACUGCGUCAUGGGAAGUUUCGGCCAACUCUCAUGAAGCUCGUGUCAUCAAAUGAUGAAACAGUUGUUGAGAAAACCAUCCAAGAGGCGAUAGAGAAAUAUCGGGAAAAUUCAGAUGCACCGAAAGCGCUCAUCACGAUCAGUAAGCUGAAGGGAAUUGGUCCGGCUACGGCAUCUCUUUUGCUCUCAGUAUAUGGUCCUGACAACGUCAUCUUCUUUUCGGAUGAAGCCUUCUAUUGGCUGUGUCGGGGUGGACAGGCUUCUCCCAUCAAGUACAACGCCAAAGAGUAUCAGGAGUUGGGCACUGCGGCGCAUUCUUUGAUUCAGCGACUAGGAAUCAAUGCCGUCGAUAUUGAGAAAGUGGCUUACGUCCUGAUGAAAGACGACGUGUCAGAAAUCACAUCCUCGGAUAGAAAGGAAUCCCCUACACCUGAUGCAAAACCUACUAAAGUAGAAUCAUCAAGCGAGCAGGCGAAGAGAAAGAAGAACGACUCCGGUAAUAUAAUGGCAGUUGACUUCCUAUCUCUACACGAUCCGGAUCCUAUUCCACUUCCAGACCGGUUCGCCAAGAUCAAACGAAAACUAAUCGCCGGUAACGAGAAAGCUGUCGCUUGCUCAUUCUACCGUCUCCUCAGCCAGUUAAGAAAAGAGGCAGACCGCAUCGCCGCUGCUGGGUCGGAUAUCAUACCUACUAUCGACUACAUCGAUAUCCACAAUCCAAACAAGGUAGCCAUCUUCCGAGAUGCCCUGAGGAAGAGAGGCGUCGCCGUUAUACGGCGAGUCGUUCCGUCAAACGUUGCCUUGUUGUGGAAAGAAGAGACGCAAGAGUAUCUCCGUCACAAUCCACCGACAAAGGGGUUUCCAGCACACGACCCCCAGCUUUAUGAGAUGUUUUGGAGUCCGGGGCAAGUGCGCGCCCGCGCUGACUCACGGCUCCUUGAAGUUCAGAGGUUUGUCAUGAAUAUAUGGCAUUCAAACAACGAGAGCGCGCUCGUGAGCAGCAACCACCCAGUAACCUACGCAGACCGCAUCCGCAUACGUAGACCGGGCGACACAUCCCUCGCCUCCGGGCCGCACGUCGACAACGGCAGCGUCGAGCGGUGGGAAGCAGACGGGUACGGCCGCGCCGGCACGUACGCCAAGAUCUUCCAAGGCAGGUGGGAAGAGUACGACCCGUGGGACAGCAGCACGCGUCUCGGCGUCACACCCGACCUGUACAACAGCGUCAGCUCCUGCAGCAUGUUCCGGAUGUUCCAAGGCUGGCUAUCACUCUCUCCCAUCGCACCCGGCGCCGGCUCGCUGCACGCGUGCCCCAUGCUGCAGCUCACGACCGCGUACCUGCUCCUGCGCCCCUUCUUCACCCCGCGCGCCAAGUCCGGGCCCAACUUCCUGCACGCGGACAACUGGAACCUGAACGUGGCGCAGAACAGCGUCGUCCACGGCGCCGUCCCCGGCCGCGGCGUCCAGGAGCUGAGCCGCGCCCUGCAUCCCCAUUUAAGGCUGGACAAGACCAUGGUCCCCGUCCCGCGCGUCGAGCCGGGCGAUUAUGUGCUGUGGCACCCGGAUGCCGUGCACGCCGUCGAUACCGUGCAUAUGGGCCUGCGCGACGCGAGCGUGCUGUACGUCCCCGCGUGUCCGCUGACGCAGACUAAUGCGCUGUAUCUCGCGCGCCAGCGCAAGGCUUUCCUUCUCGGGCUCCCUGCGCCGGACUUCGCGAGUAGCGCUGGCUUCUUGCGAGGCGGGUCGGGCGGCGAGAGGGAGUAUAUGGGCCGGCCUGGAGUUCAGGAUGUGAAUGAUGCCGGAGGCGAGGACGGACUUAGGAGUAUGGGGCUAUUACCCUGGGAUGAGAGGAGGGGGGUUACGAGGAAGGUCGAGAGGGAGCUGGUGAGGCUGGCUAAUGGGAUUUUGUUCCCGGAUCGGUUUGAUUUUGAGACUGGGAGGAGGGCUGUUAAGAGGUUUUGA